Molecule: messenger RNA, 1751 nt
Organism: Ciona intestinalis (vase tunicate)
Lineage: Eukaryota; Metazoa; Chordata; Ascidiacea; Phlebobranchia; Cionidae
Source: RefSeq, a predicted model, not a curated record
AUAUGCUACUUCAUUUUAUUAAAUUUUAACUUGCUUUGAUUAUCAAAAUUUUAUGAAAACUAAACUUGAAUUGUUCUUUAAAUGGGGAAACCACCAAUAAGGCGCCAACCCAAAAUUACAGAAAGUUUUCUGUUUAGUAAACACACGAUUUAAACAUCUCACACAAAUAUUUAUGAUGCUAAAUAGUAACAUGGAUCAAGCCCAGUUCCUCACUCAACGGAAUAAAUUUCUUCAGAUCGUUGAAGAGUUACGACACUAUAGAGUGAUGAAUGAAACAUUGGAAGGAAAGAUUGCUGUUUUGCAUGGUGAGAAGAUUGGACUUGGUGAUGCUGCUGACAAAUAUCAGUCCAUGUUAAAAAAAAGUGAAGAGAGAUGUUCUGAAUUAGAGCAGCAGUUGAAACAACUUGGUGGAUUUAACCGUGACUCCAACUUGUUGGAAGAAAACAGUAAACUUAAAGUUGCUCUUUCUGCUGCUGAAUCCUCAAUUAAAGAGCUGAAGUCAAAAAUUGUUGGUUUCAGUGCUAUACGUACGGAUCUGGAAAAAAAGCUUGAGAAAAGUGAGAAAAAGUUGGUAGUGAGCAUGAAGUCUUGCGAUUCAUUUCUGAAUAGAACUACUCAGUUUCAAUCCACAGCGCAGAAGUUAGCGCAACAGCUCCAACAGACCAGUGCAGUACAGUCAACUUUAGAAAGAAACAUUGAAGCGUCCGGUAACAUCAUUCGAAACUUAAUUUUGGUUAAAGAACAUCAGAAGUGCAUUAUUGAAGAUCUUAAAAAAGAAAAGAAAAAUCUAGUAUUUGAGGUGGCAGAGUUAAACAGCAGACUUGCUCUUAAAGAAGAAAGCAAUGGAAAUCAAAGCAAGAAAUAUGAACAAAUUAAUAUACAGUUAGAAUCCGCUGUUGGAAAAACGAAAAUGUUGCAAUUGGAAAAUCAAGCCUUAGAAAAACAGCUUGAAAUCUCAAAAACAAGUUUAUCUGAAUCAACCAUUGCCAUGUCCAAAACAAACCAACUGCUAGAGAGAAAUGAACAACUUGGCAAUAAAACUAUUUCUGAGCUGCAACAAAAACUAGAAACCUGUAUUUCCGAAUUGGACGAUUUGCGGGUAAAAUCAAAUCAUACAAAAACGAAAAACGUGGCCGUUCAAGUAAAUUUAAACGAAAAGAAAAUUUCUGAGAAUAGCGACCUCAAUACAGAUAAGCUAACAUGCUACUACUGACCACCUGUUGACUUUGCUGCUUGAAUCUGCCAUAAAAGCGAUCAGCUUGUGAACUACCAACGACCAGCAAGCUAUUUAAAGCUCUGUUUACCCUCGUCGAAUACAAUGUGUCUACUCUUAAGCGUGUCUGUAUAGUUGACCGACGGAGCUCGUUUUUCGCGUACGUGCUCAGUCUUUGCGCGCAGAAAUGCAGGUUUAUUGUCGCUAGUCUAAAACCUGGAAACAAACAAACUCAAAGCUAAAUUACGAUCUUGCGGGCUGGGGCACGACGUGGCGAAAUAGCUGAUCGUGUUUUACAAUGCAAGUACAAGACAUCCGGGCUUUAAUCCAUAACUCAAACACACCGUGGUUAUUGUAAAGAAAGCAUUGUGAUUGACUGGUUUGCUUUGCUAUUGUUAUGUAGCUUUCUUAUUGUAACCUAAACACACAUACCGCCAUUUUGAAAUAUCGUUAGAGUUGAAUGUUUCGUUGAGAUAUAGUAGGGUGGGGGAAGAUAGGACACCUUUUCAUUCUAUUUUCAGGUCCCAUUUGGUUGUAA